AUGAAUCUAUCAAAAAGAUUCAAAAAAGACAAAAGUAAUAAUGAUAAUGAUGAUGAUAUUAUAAUAAUUGAAUCAAGAACAACAUCAUCAUUUAUAAAUGAAUUUUGUCAACAUAUUGAUACUAUAACAGGUGAACAUUGUAAAGAAUAUUAUUCAGUUGUAUGUAUACAUUGUAAUCUGUAUUUAUGUUAUAUACAUGUUGAAAUACAUCGAAUAAUAUUAAUAAAUGAACGUGAUCAAUUAAUAAAUGAAUUAAAUGAACGUAUUGAUGAAUUAAAUAAAUUAAUAGAAAAUCCAGAUAAACUAAAACAAAUAUUAAUUGAACAAAUAGAAAUAAAAUAUCAAAAGAAAGUUUCUUUUAUUCAACAAUUAAGUAUGGAAAAAUUAAUUGAUUUAAAUAAAAUAAUUAAUGAAUUAAAACAAUUAUUUCUUCCAAUACGAAUUAUUUUCACACAACAUGAAUGUGUUAGUUUAAUUCAAAUUAAAAAAAUUCAAGAAUGUUUUUUAAAAUUUGAUGAAAAUAAAAAGUUAUUAAUUAAUAAUAUCAUUGAUUCAAUUCCUAUGGAACAAAAUCAAUCGUUUAAUCUUUUCUAUUUAUCAAAUCUUGAUUCACCUUGUCGACAAUAUGAAUUACCUAUACAACGAUCAUCCUAUAAUGAAAUGGCAGCAAGUGAAGAUUUACUUGUUAUAAAUGAUCGUGAAAAUAUUCUUUUAUUUAAUUUAACAAAUAGUUUUGAUGAUACUUUAAUACCGGAAAUAAUUGAAUGGAAAAAUAAUCUUGAUGGAAAAAUUCUUGAUAUACAUUAUAGUUUUUAUUUAAAACUUUUUUUAAUUCUAACUGAUGAAAAAUUAUUUUCAUUUAAUCGUUUAUCAUCAUUUAAUAGUCUUUAUCGUUUUGCAUCUCUUCCAUGGUCAUGCACAACAUUAUUUAAUUCAAUUUAUAUUUUGUAUAAAUAUUCUACAAUUAUUGAACAAUGGACAUAUCAGCAAACAUCAUCAUCUAUAGAAUUGAUAAAACAAUGGAAAUUAAAUGAACUUAUACCAGAAUCUGAACAUGAUCAACAUUUAAGAUGUAUAAGAACAAAUCCUAGUCAAAAUCAAUUAGCUAUUUUAAUUGAAGAUGAUGAAUGCCGUUGGCGAAUAGCUUUAUUUGAUCAUAAUAUGAAUUGUUUGCAUCAAACCAAUAUGCUAAUGAAUGCAUCAACAAUAGAUUGGAAUCUUAUUUUUUCAUUUAUUUCUAAUCAACAAUUAAUAAUUAUGGAUGCAACUACAGAACAUAUUUAUUUAAUAACAAUUGAUCAAAAUAAUUCAUCAAUCGAAUAUAAACAAUUUUCCAAUUCAGACUAUCCCGUCAAUGCUUGUAUGAUAACAAACAAUGGUUAUAGUCAGUUAAUUCUUAAAAUGGUUAAACCAAACAUGCUUAAAUUUUUUCAAAUUUAA
Messenger RNA from Rotaria sp. Silwood1, 1440 nucleotides. The record is from the annotation of a GenBank genome assembly. NCBI's taxonomy places the organism in Eukaryota, Metazoa, Rotifera, Eurotatoria, Philodinida, Philodinidae.